UCUGUGACCUGAGGGUGGACAGCCAGAAGCAGAGGCACCCAUCCGGCGGCGUUUCUGUUUCUUCUGAGAUGGUCUUUGAAUUGGAAGGCGUUGAGCUGGGAGCAGAUGGAAAGGUCGUGUCUUAUGCAAAGUUCCUGUACCCUACUAACGCUCUGGUCAUACACAAGAAUGACAGCCAUGGCUUGCUGCCCCAGCCUCGGCCCAGCAUCCCCAGGGCUCCACCAGGUUCAAGACACAAACCUGUGCCUACCAAGUCAACACCAGCUGGCACAGAACUAGGAAGCGACGGGGGAGAUGCAGUGGAAUACAAUCCCAACCUCCUGGACGACCCACAGUGGCCGUGUGGAAAACAUAAGCGUGUACUCAUCUUUGCUUCAUACAUGACCACCGUUAUAGAGUAUGUGAAACCUGCAGACCUCAAGAAGGAUAUGAACGAGACCUUCAGGGAGAAGUUCCCUCAUAUCAAACUGACAUUGAGCAAAAUUAGGAGUUUAAAACGGGAGAUGCGGAACCUUUCUGAAGAGUGCAGCUUGGAGCCUGUGACCGUGUCCAUGGCAUAUGUGUACUUUGAGAAGCUCGUACUGCAGGGCAAGCUCAACAAACAGAACCGCAAACUGUGUGCUGGAGCUUGUGUUCUGUUGGCUGCCAAGAUCAGCAGUGACCUCCGCAAGAGUGAAGUGAAGCAGCUUAUUGACAAGCUGGAGGAAAGGUUCCGGUUCAACAGGAAAGACCUCAUUGGCUUUGAGUUCACGGUGCUCGUGGCUUUGGAACUGGCUCUGUACCUCCCUGAGAACCAAGUGUUACCUCACUACAGACGCCUCACCCAGCAGGCAUAA
This is a messenger RNA of Mus caroli (Ryukyu mouse), 836 nucleotides long. NCBI's taxonomy places the organism in Eukaryota, Metazoa, Chordata, Mammalia, Rodentia, Muridae. The record is from RefSeq and is a predicted model, not a curated record.